Messenger RNA from Eruca vesicaria subsp. sativa (arugula), 748 nucleotides. Lineage: Eukaryota; Viridiplantae; Streptophyta; Magnoliopsida; Brassicales; Brassicaceae. The record is from the annotation of a GenBank genome assembly.
GAAAAUGCAACGGUGGAACAAUGAAAUAGAAGAAGAUGAAGAAGAAGGAUAUGGAAGAGGAGGACUCGAGAGCGUGCCAGAGAGCCCGUUUGAAGGAACCAGUGGAACAGUGUUUUUGACCGGAGAAGACAACGUCUAUGUUGGAGUUGGUAAAGGAGACUCAAGCAUGGAAGCAUUACUUUGGGCUCUUGCCAAUCUCAUCACUUCUUCUUCUUCCUCUUCUCCCUCUACUCUUCUUUUCCUCGUCCAUGUCUUUCCUGAGACUCACUUCAUCCCUUACCCUUUGGGGAGGCUAGCGAAGGAGCAGGCAAGUCAGGAACAACUUGAAGCCUUUAUGUCUCAGGAAAGAGAGAAGAGAAGAACUCUGUUGAACAAGUUUCUUCGAGCCUGCUCUGAUUCUAAGGUGAAGGUAGAGACAGUACUAGUUGAGAGUGACUCGGUGGCAAAGGCUAUACAAGACCUCAUUUCCAUUCUUAACAUUAAGCAGCUUGUUCUAGGGAUCGACAAGUCUAAUGCAAAGAAAGCAAAGUCAUUAAAAGGAAACACUGUUGCUGAACAGAUACUGAGAAGCCCUGCAGCAGAAACGUGUGAGGUUAAAGUCAUAUGCCAAGGAAAAGUGAUAGAGAUGGAAAAGCCUGUGACGGAGAGAACCCCCUUCAAGCCCUCAAUACAGCUGGAGCCGAAGAAAGAUGAUUCCAACGACCCUUUUGGUUGGAUUUGCUUUAGUAAGCCCAAAGCUAGCAGUUAG